AUGAGUCAUCACUAUUCCCCUUUAUUGAUUCCAUACACGUACUGUCUUCAAUACCCUUUCCAAGAGCCCUCGAGGGUGACCGGUCUAUCCUCAAAUAUAGAGGAAAGAAUCACAGAUGCAUACGUCGUGGUGAAGGUAUCCUGGUCAUAUGAGGGCCGAUGCACACCGUCGCACUACAUUGUCGUAUAUAAGUCCGUUACCGGUCAUGAAAUAUAUGAAAAAGUAACAAACAGAUACGUAGUAUUUCACUGGCCAGAAGUGUGUUAUCCGGUUGAAGUGUUCAUACAGCCUGAGGCCUCUGGCACACGCGGAGAACCACUGAACCAAACCAUCAGCCUGGAUGGA
Molecule: messenger RNA, 345 nt
Organism: Opisthorchis viverrini
Lineage: Eukaryota; Metazoa; Platyhelminthes; Trematoda; Opisthorchiida; Opisthorchiidae
Exons: 1
Source: RefSeq, a predicted model, not a curated record